GGCCAGACGUCUCUUAUCCAACAUCAACUCUAGACUCAAGAUCACACACCGCAACAAGAUAAUACAUAAGAGAUAAGAAAAUAAAGUGCCACCAUGGAGGUUACAUUCAAAGCAGUGAAGAAAAGCCCUGGGAUCAUCAUUUGGAGAGUGGAGAACAUGGAGCUGGCAGUGGUCCCAGAAAAGUCCCAUGGGAACUUUUUUGAAGGAGAUUGCUACAUCCUUCUAUGGACGCAGAAGGUGUCCUCUGCUCUCAGUUAUAACAUUCACUUCUGGAUUGGCUCAGAGUCCAGUCAGGAUGAGCAGGGGGCAGCUGCGGUCUACACCGUGCAGCUGGACGAGUACCUGGGCUCCACUCCAGUGCAGUACAGAGAGGUACAGGGGUAUGAGUCUGACACCUUCAAAGGCUACUUCAAAACAGGCAUCAUCUAUAAAAAAGGAGGCAUCGCUUCUGGAAUGAAACAUGUGGAAACCAACACAUACGACAUUAAGAGACUGCUGCAAGUCAAAGGCAAGAAGAGAGUCUGUGCCAAAGAGGUGGACAUGAGCUGGGAGAGCUUCAACACUGGAGAUGUGUUUCUUCUGGAUCUUGGACAAACCAUCAUCCAGUGGAAUGGGCCAAAGAGCAACAGACAAGAGAAACUCAAAGGCAUGGUGAUGGCUAAAGACAUACGUGACAGAGAGCGUGGGGGUCGGGCAGAGGUCCGGAUCAUAGAGGGGGACGCAGAGGACGAGGCGCCCCGGGUGAUGGAGCUGAUGACAGAGGCUCUGGGGGAGAGGAGCGGGGACCUGCCUGACGGAGCUCCAGACGAGACCGCCGACCAGGAGCAGAAAUCACAGCUCACUCUGUACCAUGUGUCCGAUGCAGACGGUCAGAUGAAAGUGACUGAAGUGGCCUCGAGGCCUCUGGUUCAGGACCUGCUCAACCAUGAUGACUGCUACAUUCUGGAUCAGGGAGGGGCCAAGGUGUUUGUGUGGAAGGGCAAGAAAGCAAGCAAAGAGGAGAGACAGGCGGCCAUGUCCAGGGCUGUUGAAUUCAUCAAAACAAAGAGCUACCCUCCGUCCACAAACAUCGAGACGGUGAAUGAUGGUGCGGAGUCGGCUCUGUUCAAACAGCUGUUCCAGAAGUGGACCGUCAAAGACCAGACUCAAGGCCUGGGCAAAGUCAACUCCAGAGGCAAAGUGGCACAAAUCACUCCAGAGAAGUUUGAUGCUUCUCUGAUGCAUGUGAUGCCAGAGGUGGCCGCUCAGGAGAGGAUGGUGGACAAUGGGUCAGGUGAAGUCGAGGUGUGGAGGAUUGAGGAUCUGGAGCUGGUGCCAGUGGAUCCAAAGAUGCAUGGAUACUUCUAUGGAGGGGACUGUUACCUGAUACUGUACACAUACCUGGUCAACAGCAAAAAGUGCUACCUGCUCUACAUGUGGCAGGGCCGUAAUGCCACCCAGGACGAGCUGGCGGCGUCCGCGUUUCAGGCAGUAGAUCUGGAUCAGAAAUACGGAGGAGAGCCAGUGCAGGUCCGGGUCACCCAGGGGAAAGAGCCAAAACACUUCAUGGCCAUGUUCAAAGGCAAAAUGGUCCUGUUUAUGGGUGGUACCUCUCGCAGCAGUGCCACAGAAGAGGAGCCUCCUGUCCGACUCUUUCAGAUCCACGGCACCGACGCCUUCAACACUAAAGCCAUCGAAGUCCAGGCUCAGGCUGCCUCCCUCAACUCUGGAGACGUGUUUCUGCUCAAGAGCGAGAGCGCCCUCUACCUGUGGUGUGGGAAGGGCUCCAGUGGUGACGAGAGGCAGAUGGCCCGGGAGGUAGCAGCUGUGAUCGGGCAGGCUGGCUCAGAGGAGCUGGUGGCCGAGGGGCAGGAGCCGGUGGAGUUCUGGGAGCUGCUCGGAGGAAAGGCCCCCUACGCCAAUGACAAAAAGCUGCAGCAGGUUGUCCCAGACCACCAGCCACGUCUCUUUGAAUGCUCCAAUAAAACGGGACGCUUCAUCGUCUCAGAGAUUGCUCAGUUCACUCAGGACGACCUCAGUGAGGACGACGUCAUGCUGCUCGACACAUGGGACCAGGUUUUCUUAUGGAUCGGUAAAGAUGCCAAUGAGGAAGAGCGAAAGGAGGCUAUAACAACUAGUCAGGAAUACCUCCGCACCCACCCAGGAGACAGGGACCCAGAGACUCCAAUUGUACUCAUCAAACAGGGAUUCGAACCACCAACCUUCACGGGCUGGUUUGCCGGAUGGGACCCAAACAAGUGGAGCGGAGGAAAGAGCUAUGAGGAACUGAAGAAGGAGCUCGGAGAGGAGGCGGAGCCCGAAGUGGUGACUGAGGAGAUUCAGGAUGUCCCUGAAGAGGAGAAAACCUAUGAUCCUUUUCCUCUUGAUGCUCUGAUCAACAAACAGCCUGAUGAGCUGCCAGAGGGAGUGGACCCAUCCAAGAGAGAGAAGCACCUCUCGGACGCAGACUUUAGUGAGUUAUUUGGGAUGACCAAAGAGGAGUAUGACGCCAUCCCGCAGUGGAAACAGCUCAAACUGAAGAAAGAGAAAGGGCUUUUUUAGAUUAUAACCAUUUUUAUUUAUUUUUCAUUGUGUGUGACAGAUUUCUUUUAUACACUAUUUUAGAUGAAAACCACAUUUUGAAUCUUUUAAAACUGUCAAAGUUUCAUGUCAAAUAAGUGUAGCUCAGGGCAUUCUUUCUAACAGGCAAAACUAUUCACAGAUGUAAAUAAUAGCCUCUGUCACUGAAAAUAUCUGCAUGUUUGUACUGACAAUGGGCUGAAGCACUUUCA
This is a messenger RNA of Boleophthalmus pectinirostris (great blue-spotted mudskipper), 2771 nucleotides long. It is a transcript of the gene avil, whose product is annotated as advillin. The record is from RefSeq and is a predicted model, not a curated record. Gene Ontology annotation, biological process: actin polymerization or depolymerization; actin filament severing; barbed-end actin filament capping. The coding region runs from base 94 to 2541 and encodes 815 amino acids. The transcript has 20 exons. Gene Ontology annotation, molecular function: actin filament binding; phosphatidylinositol-4,5-bisphosphate binding. Gene Ontology annotation, cellular component: cytoplasm; actin cytoskeleton. Lineage: Eukaryota; Metazoa; Chordata; Actinopteri; Gobiiformes; Gobiidae.